This is a messenger RNA of Trichoderma reesei QM6a, 2167 nucleotides long. RefSeq lists its product as uncharacterized. Gene Ontology annotation, biological process: nucleotide catabolic process. The record is from RefSeq and is a predicted model, not a curated record. Gene Ontology annotation, molecular function: hydrolase activity. Bases 1 to 2013 code for a protein of 670 amino acids. The transcript is spliced from 4 exons. NCBI's taxonomy places the organism in Eukaryota, Fungi, Ascomycota, Sordariomycetes, Hypocreales, Hypocreaceae.
AUGGCCGAACAGACGGCCCCCUCGGCCGAGCCUCAAGUGACCUUUUCCUCCGGCCGAGUCGCCAGCAGCGGCGCCGCCUCCGAGGCCCCGGACCUGCGGAUCCUGCACUACAACGACGUCUAUCACGUCGAUCAGGCGAGUGCCGAGCCGGUGGGCGGGCUGGCGAGGUUCAUGACGCUGUGCAAGCAGUACAAGGACGGCGAGCAGUACCGCGGCCAGCCGGAGCUGGUGACGCUCUUCUCGGGCGAUGCGUUCAAUCCCAGCUUGGAGAGCAGUGUGACCAAGGGGUCUCAUAUGGUGCCUGUCUUGAACGCUAUAGGGACGCAGGCCACUUGCGUCGGAAACCACGAUCUCGACUUUGGCGUCAAGCAGUUUGAGCACCUGGCCGAAAAGUGCGAGUUCCCCUGGCUGCUGGCCAACAUCCUGGAUCCCGCCCUGGGCCAGGACGUGCCCCUGGGCAACGCAAAGAGGACGCACAUCAUCACCGCCUCCAACGGCGUCAAGAUCGGGCUCAUCGGCCUCGGCGAGCGCGAGUGGCUCGCGACCAUCAACAGCCUGCCGCCCAACAUCAUCUACAAGUCCGCCAGCGCCGUGGCCAAGGAGCUCGUGCCGCAGCUGCGCGAGCAGGGCGCCGACAUCAUCAUCUGCCUGAGCCACAUGCGCGAGCCAAACGACAACAAGCUGGCCGACCAGACCGACGGCAUCAUUGACAUCAUCCUCGGCGGCCACGACCACUACUAUGCGCACAGCUUCCGCAACGGGACCCAUGUGCUGCGCUCGGGCACCGACUUCAAGCAGCUCACGUACAUUGAGGCGCGGCGGAAAAGGGACGAUCCUACGCGCUGGGACUUUGAUCUCUGGCGGAGAGACGUCACCUCUGAGGUUCCCGAGGACAAGCCCACUGCUGAGUUGGUGCACGGCUUGACGUCCAAGCUGCAAAAGUCGCUUUCCAAGCCCGUUGGAUGGACCGCCAUGCCGCUCGACGCCCGCUUCGUCACGGCCCGCCUGAAGGAGUCCAACAUGGGCAACUUUGUGUGCGAUAUCAUGCGGUCGUACCACAAUGCCGACUGUUCGAUAAUGGCUGGAGGCACCAUUCGGGGAGACCAGAUUUAUCCCCCGGGAGCGAUCCGCAUCAAGGACAUUACGACCUGUUUCCCCUUUGAAGACCCCGUUGUGUUCCUCAGGGUAAAGGGACAGGCUAUCUGGGACGCGCUGGAGAAUGGCGUCUCGCUGUAUCCCGCUCUGGAGGGCAGAUUCCCGCAGGUUUCGGGCAUCGAGUACGAGUUCAAUCCGUCAAGGCCGUCGGGCGAGAGGAUCCUGUCGGUCAAGAUCAACGGCAAGACGUAUGAGCCUGAAAAGGACUAUACUCUUGCGACGAGAGGCUACAUGGGUCGUGGAAAGGACGGCUUCACAAGCCUCCUCGUCAAGUCCGAAGGCGGCCAAGCCGAGGAAAUCGUCGACGAAGAGGCCGGCAUCCUCAUCUCCACCAUGCUGCGCCAAUACUUCAUGGCCCUCCGCACCGUCGGCCAGUGGAAGAAGCUGUCCGCCAACUGGACCAGCAUCGUCAACGACUGCAACCACACACACCUGCCCUCCGAGGUGCGCAGCAGCAACAACAACAGCAACAGCAAUGGCGAUGCCGUCCGGCGCGAUCUCCAGCAGGACAAGGGCGCCGUUGUGGAAUCGGAGCCGUGGCGCAAGUUUUUGCGGAGGCGGCUUGGGUACAGCAAGAAGCCGCACAAUGACGACGACGACGACCAUCAUUUUGAUCCGACGGCGGCGGAGAGCAGUAACAGCAGCAGCAGUAGUAGUGAUCAGUCGGGGAGCGAUUCGGAUAGCCAGAUUGACCUCGACAUAUUGCUCAUGAGAAAGUUUUGGGGUCGCUGGGCGCGCAGGGCGGGCAUCAAGGCUGGGGUUUGCGGCGAUCCCUUGAAGGAGGCCGAGUGUGCGGUGGACUGGACGAGGGUGAUUGCGCCGGUGCUCGAGGGACGCAUCAAGAUUGUGGAGGCAUAGAAGAAGCUUCUCAUCAGUUUGCAUGUCCUGCACAUGGACAGGAAAAGAGUAAAAGGAGUCGGACGGGAUCACUGCCUGCAACGCGUGGGUUUCUGCUUGGGUAAACCGGUCGAUACGCGCAGGUAUAUAUAUAUAUAUAUAUAUGUCUGGGACU